This is a messenger RNA of Aaosphaeria arxii CBS 175.79, 1559 nucleotides long. Its product is annotated as putative vacuolar ATP synthase subunit D. Gene Ontology annotation, molecular function: proton-transporting ATPase activity, rotational mechanism. The record is from RefSeq and is a predicted model, not a curated record. Gene Ontology annotation, cellular component: fungal-type vacuole membrane; proton-transporting V-type ATPase, V0 domain; vacuolar proton-transporting V-type ATPase complex. Gene Ontology annotation, biological process: vacuolar acidification; proton transmembrane transport; vacuolar transport. The transcript has 4 exons. The coding region runs from base 156 to 1256 and encodes 366 amino acids. Lineage: Eukaryota; Fungi; Ascomycota; Dothideomycetes; Pleosporales.
CUCCAUCCCAAGCAGCACAUAGGUAGCUUACUUACAUCACUACUGCAACCUCCAACCAGCAAACACCGUUACCCUUUCUGCGUUUUGUCACUUUCGUGCAUCACAGUCUGCCUAAAGGGAAACUCGCCUUCCCAUUCAUUGGACAUUGAUUCAAGAUGGAAGGCCUCUUUUACAACGUCAAAUACGGCUAUAUUGAGGGUAUCGUCCGCGGCUAUCGGAAUGCUUUGCUCACGAGCCAGAACUACAACAACCUGACACAGUGCGAGACCAUUGAUGAUGUAAAGCUACAGCUUGCGCCAGCCUACGGCGACUUCCUCGCCUCCCUCCCACCCAAUCCAUCGACAUCCGCGCUUGCCAGUAAAACAACAGACAAACUCGUUGCAGAGUUUCGCUAUCUCCAGGCUAAUGCCACUGGUUCCCUCGCGAAAUUCAUGGAGUACCUUACUUACGGUUACAUGAUUGAUAACGUCGCCCUUUUAAUCACAGGCACACUGCACGAGCGCGAUACAAGGGAACUACUGGAGCGUUGCCAUCCACUUGGAUGGUUUGAAACAAUGCCUGUGUUGUGUGUCGCGACCAACAUAGAGGAACUGUACAACUCUGUCUUGAUCGAAACGCCCCUGGCACCGUACUUCAAGGGAUCCCUCAGCCACCAGGAUCUUGACGAAUUGAACAUCGAGAUUAUCCGUAAUACAUUGUAUAAGAACUAUCUCGAAGAUUUCUACCAGUGGGUAAACUCCGCAGAGGAGGUUGCGGGAACCCCUACUGCCGAAGUGAUGUCUGAGGUGCUGGAAUUCGAAGCGGACCGAAGGAGCAUCAACAUCACGCUUAACUCGUUUGGAACCGAACUUUCUAAGAAUGACCGAAAGAAGCUGUACCCGAACUUUGGUAGCCUACACCCGGAGGGCACUCUCAUGCUCUCAAGAGCAGAUGACGUGGAAGGAGUGCGUAUCGCUGUCGAGAGCGUAUCCGAUUACAAGUCCUUUUUCGACCAGACCGGAUUGAGCCAGGGUGGAAGUGGCGGCCUCGGUAACAUGGCAGGCGGUGCAGGUGGCGAGUCCCGGAGUCUGGAGGAUCUUUUCUACCAGAAGGAGAUGGAGAUAUCAAAGUUGGCCUUCACACGCCAAUUCACGCACGCUGUCGUGUAUGGGUGGGUAAAGUUGCGAGAACAGGAAAUUCGCAACAUCACCUGGAUAGCUGAAUGCAUCGCACAGAACCAGAAGGAGCGGAUUGGGAACUAUAUCAGUGUCUUUUAGAGACGGCGAAGCCCAAUGUACUCUAGCUUGUUCACAUCUAGUCAUUGCGGACUGCGUGGCGUUGGGAGUUUAACGUGUGUAUACUUGCAUCUUUCGUUCAGGAAUGAUAUAUCCUCUUGUAUAAUUGUUCAUCUACUUUCAUCCCGGCGUGCAAAAGAGUGUGGUUGUCUCAUGUGCUUCAUUUGUUUCAAGGAUCUACUCAUAUAUGACAAGAUCCAGAUUCUUGUUCGCAGAGGAUGGCUGGCUCAGCGUGCAGUGUUCUAACAGUAGCGCUCAAUCAGGUCUAGAGAUUCUCGAAUGUCG